Molecule: messenger RNA, 1973 nt
Organism: Hypoxylon fragiforme
Lineage: Eukaryota; Fungi; Ascomycota; Sordariomycetes; Xylariales; Hypoxylaceae
Product: putative dimethylaniline monooxygenase
Exons: 5
Coding region: 315-1889 (524 amino acids)
Molecular function (GO): NADP binding; N,N-dimethylaniline monooxygenase activity; flavin adenine dinucleotide binding
Source: RefSeq, a predicted model, not a curated record
UAUUCAGUCUAUCAGCUUUGGAUUAGGCACCGACUUUGGUAUCUACAGUAUCUAUCUGGUGCCUACUUAUCUCCGGAGCUGUCUAUCAUUUAUAUCAUAUCAUGUAGUCUAAAAUUCAAGUUCUAUAUCAUAAUACAAUGCAAUACAAUACAUGACCGUGUUAUUCCCUAACUCAACUCUCGACCUCGCCCCUGAUAAUCUUGCAACUCUUAGUAGACCUGUCAAGUGAUAUAUGGCUAAAAUAUCGGACAACUCGGAAUGAAUGAAUAACAAAAACUCGAGACUCCGCUCUGAAAUAUUAGAUUUCCAUUACGAUGAAAGAACAACUUACCGUCGCGGUCAUUGGUGCAGGCUCAUCCGGGCUAUCUAUGCUCAAGACUCUACGCGAAGAUGGCUUCAAAGUGACUUUGUAUGAGAGACGACGUCAAGUCGGUGGUCUCUGGGCUUAUUCUGAGGAUCCGUCGAUGACCACGGCUCUGCCAUCUACGCAAGCCAACAUUAGCAAAUAUACCUGCGGGAUGACUGACUUCCCUAUGCCUGACAAGUAUCCGCACCAUCUAUCCCAAUCCGACUUCCAGGAAUACAUGGAGUCGUACGCCAAACAUUUCGACCUGUUAAAGGAUGUCGUCUUCAACGCAUUCCUAGAGAAAGUCGUCAGAAACGAGGAGGACACCAAAUGGCUGGUCCACGUAACCAUCGACGGCACCCCGCAAGUGCUGGAAUACGACAAGGUUGCGUUUUGCCAUGGAUACCAAACAAAGGCGCGCAUGCCGGCGUUUGAAGGACGUGAGAAGUUCGAAGGCACUGUGAUUCAUGCCCAGGCGUACCGGAGCGCCGAAGACUUCAAAAACAAAAACGUCGUCGUCGUCGGCAUCGGCAGCACCGCCGGCGACAUCAUCAAAGACAUGAUCCCCACCGUCUCCAAGAUCUACACCUCGCACCGCCGCGGCGUCGUCAUCGUCAAGCUAUGGCGCAACGGCACCCCCACCGACCUCCUCGUCUCCCGCAGCCGACGCCAGACCUUCCAAGCCAUCCAGCGCAACUUCCCCAAGGCCUCCCAGGCGCUGGCGGACUGGGGCUCGCGCUACCUCAUGUGGUCGACGUGGGGGGAGCUCGACCCCGCGUGGCGCAUCUCGCCGUACCCGUCCGCCAUCCUCGCGCUGCCAUCCACAGCGCAGCACGUGAUCCCCUCCCUGCGCGACGGGACGCUGACGUCCCUGCACGGGCUGCGGCGGUUCGUGGGGCCGCGCGCGAUCGAGUUCGAGGACGGGACCGUGCUCGGGGACAUCGACGCCGUGGUCUGCGCGACGGGGUACUCGGCCGACUUCGACGUGGCCCCCUUCGUCGAGCACGGCCCGCCGGCUCCCGACUACGCGGGGCCGCCGCUGCCGCGCCUGUGGAUGAACCUGGUCCCGCCGCGGUACGCGGACUCGGCCGUGCUGCUGUGCCACUCGACGCUCGGCAAGAACAACGGCUUCUCCUUCUCGGACGUCAUCGCCAUGGCCGUCAGCAACAUCUGGCGCGGCGUGCACGCCGUCCCGUCGCGGGAGGAGAUGGAGAGGGGGGUGGACGCGCACCACGAGUGGGUGGCGGCAAGGUGGAGGCUGGACAGUAACACGGACACGGCGGCGGUGAAGCAGUGGGAGUUUCAGGGGUUCCUGCACGAGGCGGCGGGCACGGGGAUGGAGAAUUUGGGGUGGGGGUGGAAGGGGUGGAAGUUCUGGUUUAAGGAUCGGAAGAUGUAUAAUUUGAUGAAUCAUGGGGUGGAGACUGCGCACGCGUUUCGGUUCUUCGAGACGGGGAAGAGGAAGACGUGGUCGGGCGCGAGAGAGGCGAUCAUACAGGCGAAUAAGGCGAUUAAGGUGUUUCCCAUCAAGGGGAUGAAGUAGAUAUAUCCUGGAGUAGGUACUUACUACCUAGCUAGGCACUUAGGUUAUUAAUAUGUACGAAAUAAUAGACCAUGUACACAAAUA